Molecule: messenger RNA, 1845 nt
Organism: Quercus lobata
Lineage: Eukaryota; Viridiplantae; Streptophyta; Magnoliopsida; Fagales; Fagaceae
Exons: 2
Coding region: 1-1845 (614 amino acids)
Molecular function (GO): DNA binding
Source: RefSeq, a predicted model, not a curated record
AUGAAUACUGAAAAUGAAAGUGAGAAAUCAUCAGUUGAGACAGCUGCUGCUCCUCUAUGGAAAUAUGUUACUAGGUUAGAAAAAGCAAGUGUUGGUGGUGGGAAUGUUUCUUUCAAAUGUAACUAUUGUGAAAAAACUUUCAAGGGGUCUUAUUCAAGGGUGAAGCCACACUUGUUAAAACUGCCUAAGUUUGGAAUACAAGCAUGUGCCAAGGUUGGAGAUGAGUAUCAGAAUGAAAUGCAGAAAUUAGAAGAUGCGUUUGAGGAAUCUUCGCAUAUAUUGAAGAAGCCUAAGCUAGUGUCUUUACCAAUUGAUUCUCCUACUAGUCCUAAUUUGGAUAGUAGGGAGAGUAGUACAGCUACAAGUCAUCCAUUUUUUCCAAAAAAAAAAGGGGUUGGGAAUUCUCCUUUGGAGAGGGCUUUUAACAAUCAAUGUCGAGAGCAAUUAGAUUCUCUUAUUGCUAGGACAUUUUAUUCUGCUGGUUUACCCUUUCACUUUGCUAAGAACCUAUAUUGGAUUGAGAUGAUCAAGUUUGCAGCUAAUAAUAAUUUAGUGGGCUAUAUUCCUCCGGGUUACAAUAAAUUAAGAACAACUCUGUUGCAAAAAGAGAGGGCACAUAUUGAGAAGUUGUUGAGGGCAAUUAAAGACACUUGGAAAGAAAAGGGUUUAAGCAUUGUAAGUGAUGGGUGGACAGAGGUACAAAAAAGGCCACCUAUCAAUUUUAUGGCUACAUCACAAAAAGGGCUAAUUUUUAUCAAAUCCAUUGAUGGUACCAAAGAGUACAAAGACAAGCACUUCAUUGCUGACUUGUUUCUAAAGGUCAUUGGUGAGGUUGGGCAUCAGCAUGUUGUCCAAAUUAUUAUUGAUAAUGCGUCUGUUAUGAAGGCUACAGGAUCUAUUGUUGAAGCUGAAUAUCCUCAUAUAUUUUGGUCACCUUGUGUUGUGCAUACUCUCAAUUUGGCUUUGAAGAAUAUAUGUGCACCUAAGUACUCUUUGCAGAAUGAGGUUGCUUAUAAUGAAUGUAACUGGAUUGCACAAGUUUUAGAUGAGGCAACUUUCAUUCGUAUUUUCACCACAAAUCAUUCUAUGAGAUUAACAAUUUUUAAUUCAUAUUCCUCUUUGAAGUUACUUGCUGUUGUUGAAACACGAUUUGCUUCAACAAUCAUCAUGCUUAAAAGAUUGUUUCAAGUAAAACAAAAUCUUCGAAAUAUGGUCGUUAGUGAGGAAUGGAUGUCAUAUAGAGAAGAUGAUGUAGGAAAAGCUCAAACUGUGAGGGAUUAUGUUUUGAAUGAUUUGUGGUGGGACAAGGUUGCAUAUAUUCUGAGAUUCACAGAACCUAUUUAUGAGAUGCUUCGAGUGGCUGACAUGGAUGCACCUAUUCUCCAUAAGGUGUAUGAAAUGUGGGAUUCCAUGAUAGAAAAUGUGAAGAAAGAAAUAUACCAGCAUGAAGGCAAGGAAGACUAUGAGGAGUCUCCAUUCUAUGGUGUGGUACACAAUAUACUCAUUGAGCGGUGGACUAAAAAUUGCACACCACUUCAUUGCCUAGCCCACUCCUUGAAUCCGAAGUAUUAUACUAGUAAAUGGAUUGAGGAAGUCAGAGGCCAUGUUGCGCCACAUAAGAAUGCUGAAAUUUCAGUGGAGAGAAACAAGUGCCUCAAAAGGAUCUUUCCUGAUCCUAAUGAUAGGCAGAAAGUUAAUGCGGAGUUUGGUUUGUUUAACGCAUUUAAGACUUAUGAUGAGGAUAACAUGGAGGAUAGGUGGAACUACGAUCCAAUGCUUUGGUGGUCAACUUAUGGGUCUACUUUACCAUUGCUUCAAACUUUAGCUCUAAAGCUUCUUGAAUAG